AUGUUCCGCUUCCUCUCCUCCGCCUCUGCGCGGCACAUCCGGAGAAGAAGCGAGAUCCGGGCCAGACUGGACGCUGCAGCCACUCGAACCGUCGAGUCUCUUUCGCGUCCCGUUCGCGAUGCGCCAAUCAGCUGCCAGAAUGCCAGAUUCGCGUCGACGACUACCGUGUGCUCUGCAGCAACAGGAGCUUCAGGAGUUUCCUCAGGUGUUGCGUCAGGAUCGUCCAAGGUGGCAGCUAAGGCGGGAGCGGAGAUCCCCUCGUUUGUCGAGUCGCUUCAGAAGAGGUUCGGAACGACGGACGGCCGAGAUUUCGUGCUGCUGACCGCCGGUCUCGCGUUGGCUGGGCUCGUUGGGGAGCGCAUUCUCUCAGACCGCCGUUCCUCCGCAGCAGCGAAGUCCCACCACCCGGCACCAUCAUCAGCACCACCACCAUCAGAUGCACCACAAGCACCACAAGCAUCAGCAUCACCGGUAGCCGCCCCCACAGAUUCGGCUUCUUCCGAACCAGUCACCACACCAGCAAGUGAUGCCGCCGCACCUGAACCUGCCGAAGCUGAAUCGUCUCCAGGCUCGGCGGCCGCAGGCUCGGCAGACGCAGGCCCGGAGGAAAUAAUCGUAACAGUGGUAGUGGACGGGGGAGAAGGUGAAACGGAGGAUAAGAGCUCCCCUCUAGCUGACGCUGUUGAUGCUCUCGCAGGCUAUGUGGCUGAGUUAGAGGCAAAGGCAGAAGAGAAAGCAGAGGAGAUUCUCAAAAGCCCCCCUCUAGCCGACGCUGUGGAUGCUGUAGCAGGCGUGGUUGCUGAACUAGGAGCAAAGGCAGAGAAGAAAACAGAGGAUGUGAACGCAGAGGUAGAAAAGAAAGCGGAGGAAAUUCUCGAGAGACCUCCUCUUGCUGAUGCUGUGGAUGUUCUGUCGAGGUAUGUGGAAGAACUAGAGGCGAAGGGAGCGGAGUUGACGAGAGAAGCGGAGGAGAAGGCGGAAGCAGUGGUGGCUGCGGUGGUGAGUGAGGUGGCAAAGGCAGGGGAGAGCGUGGAGGAAGCAGGGAGAGAGGUGGGUGAAGCGGUUAGUGCGUUGGGGGAGACUUUGGCAGAAGAGGUGAAAGAGGGAGGAGGUGAGGGGAAGGAGAAGGCAGGAGAGGAAGAGGACAGUACAGAUGACUGCCCGUUCUGCCAGUUCAUGAAGGGAGGCCCGUGCAGGGAGGAGUUUAUCGCAUGGGAGGGGUGUGUGGAGGCAGCAGAAAAGGCAGGGGAGAGCAUAGUGGACCGGUGUGUGGGGGCCACUGAGGCGCUUAAGACUUGCAUGGAGGGGAAUGAGGGGUACUAUGGGGUGGUGUUGCAGGCUGAAGCGGGGAUGAAGGCUGAAGCUGCGGCGGCUGCUGCUGAAGCGAGUGCUGCUGCUGGGGAGGUGGCGUUGGUGCAAGAGGCUGCUGCUGUGGUGGAGGCAGCAGGGGAAGGCGGGGUGAAGGAAGGAGAGGGAGGAGUGGGGGGAGAAAGAGGCGAGGAGGAGCAGAGAGGAGGGGGAGGGAAAGAUCAAGAAGAGAAAGGGGGGGAUGAGAUGGCGGAUGGGGAGAAAGGGGAUGAAAAGAAGGGGGAUGAGGAGAUGGGGAAAGAGGAUGAGGGUGGAGGGAAGAAGUUGAAAGGGGAGAAGGGGGGAGAGGAGAAGGGCGGAGAGGAGAAGGGGGGAGAGGAGAAGGGGGGAGAGGAGAAGGGGGGAGAGGAGAAGGGGGGGGAGGAGAAGGGGGGAGAGGAGAAGGGGGGAGAGGAGAAGGGAGGAGAGGAGAAGGGGGGAGAGGAGAAGGGGGGAGAGGAGAAGGGGGGAGAGGAGAAGGGGGAAGAGGAGAAGGGGGAAGAGGAGAAGGUUGGAGAGGAUAAGGGGGGAGAGGAGAAGGGGGGAGAGGAGAAGGGGGGAGAGGAGAAGGGGGGAGAGGAGAAGGGGGGAGAGGAGAAGGGGGGAGAGGAGAAGGGGGGAGAGAAGGUUGGAGAGGAGAAGGGGGGAGAGGAUAAGGGGGGAGAGGAUAAGGGGGGAGAGGAUAAGGGGGGAGAGGAAAAGAGGGGAGAAGAUAAGGGGGCAGAGGAGAAGGGGAGAAAACUGACGGGUGAAAUGGAUGAUGGGGAUGAGGAGAUGAAGGAAGCGGAGUCAGGAAGCGGUGAGAAGGGGGACGACGUGACACGAAGAGAGAAGGCGGGGGAAGAGGAGCCAGGAAGAGAGGCGAGGGAGGAAGAAGAGAAGGGGGACGAGGGGAUGGAAAUAGGGGCAAUGGGGGAAGAGGAGAAAAAGGGAGAGGGGCCACAUGAGGAGGAGGGGGCAGCAGCAGCAGCUGACGAAAACACUGUUGAGUCGACUGAAAAACUAUCAACAGAGAGCACUGCUGUGCAGCAGGUGCCUACUCACGAGAGGCCUCUUGUGCUGGAUGUGGCAAGUGUACCAGUCAAGGCUGCUGCAGCACAGAGCGUAACCCAGGGUGUAACACAGGCUGUAACGCAGAGUGCAACGCAGAGUGUAACACAGGCUGUAACACAGAGUGCGACCCAGAGUGUAACACAGGCUGUAACACGGAGUGCAACCCAGGGUGUAACCCAGAGUGUUCCUGGCUGUGCUGAGCUGCCUGACGCUCAGCUGGACGCUCAAGUGACAGCUGGUAUUAACUCACUCGAGUUGCCCAGCGAUGCUGAGGUUCCCGAGUCAGCUCAAAUCUCUGCUGCUGCUGUGAAGGCAGAGACUGGAGUGGGUGCUGCUGCGGAUACUACUGACUCACCUGUUGCUGACGCACCAGCUGAUGCGGCCACUAGACGCGACUGCUUCGCCACGCUGGCGGCUGGCCAGCCACUCACGGACCGCCAGCUGGCGGGCCUUUUCCCGCCGCAGCUGGUGCGUCAGAAGGUCGAGGCGCUCAGGAGGAUCAGGCGGGCGGCAGAGGAGAGAGUGAGGGUGGGGAGGGAGAUGGUGAGAGAGGGGGAGUGGGGGAAGCUCGUGGAGGAAGGGGAGAGGGAGGAGAGUGAGAAAGUGGGAGAGAGGAUUGUGAAACUGGAAUCCUUGCUGGCGGUUGUGCAGGCGCCAGCUGUCAGGAGAUCAUUGGAGAUCCAGCUCAGGUGCCUGAAGCUUCGUGGGUUGCAGAGGAAGGUUCGUUUUGAGGUGCUAGCUGAGAAGAGGAUCGCUGACUGGGCUUCGGGCGGGGAGCUGACUGGUCGUUCGGUGAACGGGCAUGCUGACGUGGCAGAUGCUGACGUGGCACGUGCUGAGCUGGCCGAUGACGAAUCGGAUACAGUCAAAGUGGUAGAAGAUGUGGCAGUGGAAAGUGGGCGGGUGGGGAAGAAAUGGAGAGCAGUUGAAAGUGAGAGUGAGAUAGAGGUAUUGGGAGAGGGGGAUGAGAGUGAGAAAGUGGAUAAGGAGAGAGAGAAGCGAGUGAGAAAGGAGGAGGAAGAGAGAAUCAUGAAGGCCAACGUGGCACAUGGGCGGCACCAGCCGCUGCUGGACUGGAGCCUGCUGCGUCUGACGCAUGCUGACGUGGAACGCGCGAUGCUGAGGUGGCAGCUGCCACCUGGCAUGAAGCCAUCAGAGGAGGAUGUGGAGGCGUGGGAGGUGGAGGCUGAGGUGGAAGACUUAUGGGACGAGGAUUACUAUGAGGAGGGGUUAGGGUUUGAGAUAGAGGCAAGGAAGAGGGAUGCUGCAGCGGCGGCGGCGGCGGCUGCUCGGGCUGCUGGUGGUGGGGCUGGUGUUAAUGGAAUUGGUGCGGCUCGACGGGCCCGUCGGGCGGCAGACUCGGUAGAAUCCGCCGCCCGGUUCUUCGCUGACGUGGCGCAGGCGGGGCGCGACAUGUCAGCGGCCAGCCUGGCGGAGCAGCGGCGGCGGAAGCAGCGGAGCGACGGCGUGCUGACGUGGCACGCGCGUCAGAAGCAGCGGGCGUCGCGUGCUGAGCGAAUGCGAGUGCAGGCACUUAAAGCUGGGGAUCAGGAGGCGUAUUUCAAACUAGUGGAGGAGAGUAAGAACGAGAGGUUGCAUACUCUUUUAGGGAAAACGGAUGAGCUUUUACAGAGGCUGGGGGCGAUGGUUCAGAAACAGAAAGAUGCUGGUGGGGGUGGGGGUGGUGGUGGGGAGGGUGGUGUGGGAGGUGGUGUGGGGGGUGGAGGAGGGGUUGAUGUUGCUUUUGGGGGAGGUGAGGGGAGGGGAGCAGCAGAGGCGGAUGGGGGAGCAGGAGGGGAGGGAGGGGGGACAGGAGAGGGGCAAGAGGGGCCGCAGGAGGGGGCAGCAGGGCAGUCGAAGCGUGACUUAAUGGAGGGGCAGAGGCGGUAUGAUCGAGCAGUGCAUUCGAUAGAAGAGAAGGUGACGGAGCAGCCCUCGUUAUUGUCACCCGGGCGGCAGCUUCGGCAGUAUCAGAUGGAGGGGUUACAGUGGAUGGUCUCCCUUUAUAAUAACAAUUUAAAUGGCAUUUUGGCGGACGAAAUGGGGCUCGGGAAAACCAUACAAACGAUCGCUUUUAUCGCGUUUAUGGCGGAGAAAAAGGGCGAUUACGGCCCGCAUCUGGUGUUGGCUCCCAAGGCUGUGCUUCCGAACUGGGGAGUGGAGUUUGCGGCGUGGUUUCCCUCUUGCAGUGUGGUGAUGUAUGAUGGAAGGCAGGACGAGAGGAAGCUUCUGAGAGAGAAGUUUGGAGGGGCGCUUGCAGGGAGGAGAGGAGGAGGAGGGAGGAGGGGCGGGUGGAGGGGGGGAGGGCGAGGAGGGAGGGGAGGGAGAGGAGGGAGUGUGGUGGAUGAUGAUUGGGGGAGUGAGGAGUCUGGGGGAGGAGGGGGAGUGGGGGGAGGAGGGGGAGUGGGGGGAGUGGGGGGAGGAGGGGGAGGAGGGGGAGUGACUGGGCCAGAAGGGGAAGAGUAUAAGUUCAGUGUGCUUCUGACGCACUAUGACCUUAUUAUCAGGGAUAAGGCGUUCCUAAAAAAGAUUAAGUGGCACUAUGUGAUAGUAGACGAGGGUCACCGGCUUAAGAACCACGAGUCGGUACUUAGUAAAACGCUGGUGGCUGGUUACUCGAUCCGGAAAAGACUUUUGCUGACCGGGACGCCGAUUCAGAACAGCCUCGGGGAGCUCUGGGCACUGCUGAAUUUUCUUCUGCCCGCAAUUUUCAACUCGAGCGACAAUUUUGAGGACUGGUUCAAUGCGCCGUUUGCGGAUAAGUGCGAUGUGUCUCUGAACGAGGAGGAACAGCUGCUGGUCAUUCGGAGGCUGCACCAGGUCUUGCAUCCCUUUAUCCUGCGUCGAAAGGAGUCUGGGGUCAUCCUGCGUCGAAAGAAGUCAGAGGUUGAGAAAUUCCUCCCUCAGAAGUGCCAACGAGUGAUCUCCCCCUUUCCCCUACCAUCAAAACCCUCCCCUUUCCCCGCCCAUUCUCCUCCCCCCUCCACAGCGCGAAUACCACUCCCAAAUCGCCCCCUCCUUUACUCUUUCCUCACGUCUCCACUGCCCUCCGUUUCUUAUCCUACUCCCUUCCCCCUCCCUUCCCCUUCUCCUCCCCUUCUCCUCCCCCCUUCUCCCCAGGUCAUCCGUCCCUUUAUUCUCCGUCGAAAAAAAUCCGAAGUCGAGAAAUUCCUCCCACAGAAGCGCCAAGUGAUCCUCAAAUGCGACAUGUCCGCAUGGCAGCGCGAGUACUACUCCCAAAUCGUCUCCGCCGGCUGCGUCGGCCUAGACGACAGCGGGGGAGGAGGCAAAUCCAGAGCGCUUCAGAACACAGCCAUGCAGCUGCGCAAGUGCUGCAACCACCCGUACCUCUUUCUACUAGACGCACUCGACCAUCCCUACCAGCCGAAUUCCCCCAACGAGCGCGUUCGGGCAAGUGGAAAGUUUGAGCUGCUGGACCGGAUUCUGCCCAAGUUACAGGCCGGGGGGCACAGGAUUUUAAUGUUCUCUCAGAUGACUAAGCUGUACAACGCUCCGGAUUCGCCGUAUUUUAUCUUCCUGCUGAGCACGCGUGCGGGCGGCCUGGGGCUGAACCUGCAAACGGCCGAUACGGUGAUUUUAUUUGAUUCUGAUUGGAAUCCACAGAUGGAUCAGCAGGCAGAGGAUCGGGCGCACAGGAUUGGGCAGAAGCGGGAGGUUCGGGUGUUUGUGCUUGUGAGCGUGGGGUCUAUAGAGGAGGAGAUUUUAGAGAGGGCAAAAAGCAAGAUGGGGAUCGACGCGAAGGUGAUUCAAGCGGGCAUGUUCAAUACCACGUCGACGGCACAGGAGAGGAGAGAGCUAUUGGAGCAGAUUAUGAAGCGAGGGAAGAUUCCCGAUUUGGCUCUUGAUUUGCCGGAUGAGAGUGAGACGAAUCGGUUGAUUUCGAGAUCGGAGGAGGAGUUUGAGAUGUUUGAGCGGAUGGAUGAGAUGCGGAGGCGGCAGUUUGGGGCGGCGCGGCUUGGACUGAUGGAAAAGGACGAGGUGCCGGAGUGGGUGUUUUUCAAGGGGGGGGAGGGAGGGGAGGGUGGGGAGGGGGCUGUGGGGGAGGAUGGGGUGGGGGUGGAGAUGGGGAGGAGGAAGAGGAAGCAGGUGGUUUAUACGGAUGCGCUGAGUGAGUCGCAGUGGCUUCAGGUGAUUGAGCAGGGGAGGGACGCCCAGGAGAUUUUAACAGAGAAGGCUGAGAGAAUUACAGGGGUGAUGGCAGGAGGGGAGGCAGAGAGAGGAGAGGGGAGGAGGGAAGGAGGAUGGGGAGGAGCAGAGAGGGGAAGUGGGGGUGGGCAGGGCUAUGCUGUUUUUUCUGCUGGGGUGAGUGGUGGUGGUGGUGCUGGUGCUGCUGCUGGUUACAGUGGUGGUAGUGGUGAUGGUGGUGGUGUUGUUGCUGGCGCUGGCUAUAGCGAUGGUGGUGGUAGUGGUGGUGGUGGUGAUGAUGAUGGGGAUGAUAGUGAUGGUACUGGUGCUGGUGGUGACUAUUCCGAUCGUGACUUCAGAGAGGGCAGCGGCGGCCGUUUUGGGCACAGCAGUGGAGGGUUUGGUGCUGCAGGGGCAAGAGGAGGAGGAAGAGGAGUAGGAGGAGGUUACUACAACGAGGGGAGAGGAGGUGACUAUAACGAGGGGGAGGGAGGAUUCAUGGAUGCUCACGAGGGGAAUGAAGAGAGCGAUGAAAUGGAGGGGCUAUGGGAAGAAGAGUAG
This is a messenger RNA of Closterium sp. NIES-65, 7107 nucleotides long. Lineage: Eukaryota; Viridiplantae; Streptophyta; Zygnematophyceae; Desmidiales; Closteriaceae. The record is from the annotation of a GenBank genome assembly.